AGCGAGAGAGAAAGAGAGAGAGAGAGAGAGAGUAAAGAUCACAGAUUUAGUGUUACUAGGUAGGGCCUGGCUUAGGGGUGGAGAAAGAGGGAGCAAGUGAUGAAUAGGAUAGGCAGAACUGUAGAAAAAAAGAAGGCAGUCUUAGGGUAGGACCUGACCUAGGGGUGUGGUUGGGUAUAAACUCUGAGUCUGCACACACUUGCCUGGGUGCCCCUCAACCCUACUCCCUCCAUCCCUACAUUUUUCCUCCAUUUUCCUCAUCUUUGAUCCUCUAAUUUCUAAUCUUCCACAAGCUGUCCAGCAGAAACAUCAGACAGAAAGCAUGCUAACUCUACUGGUGUUCACAUCUGUGGUGCUGCUCAGUGCAGCUCCCCAGUCAGAGGCUAUAGUGGUGUAUACUGGCUGGGAGAGACAUGCUCUGGUAGGCUCAGAUAUCCGGCUUUCCUGCUCUUUCUUCUCAUGGCGAUGGACUUCUGAUGAUGUCACCUUCUCUUGGAGCUACAGGCCAGAUGGGGCGAAAGACAGCAUCGCUAUUUUCCACUACACAAACGGAGUUCCCUAUAUGGACAACAAAGGACCAUUCCGGGACCGCCUGGAGUUUGUGGGUAACCCAGCUCGUCGCGAUGGCUCUAUCCUGAUCCGAAAUCUGGACUUUGCUGAUAAUGGAACCUUCACCUGUGAUGCCAAGAACCCUCCAGAUAUAGUGGGUCGACCCUCCAGUGUACGACUUCUGGUAUUUGAGAAAAUCCCAAUUCAGGCCGGCGUGAUCACAGGUGCGAUUAUUGGGGUGGUUUUAGGUUUGCUGAUCCUGGUGGUGGCCAUCUACUAUCUGAUGCGCUUCCUGGUGGCCCGGCGCGUCUUCAGCUUGAGUGUGAGCAAACAUGGCAAGAAAGGCAAAGGGAAAGAGGGAGCCCAGCAAAAACAGAAACCAAAGGUUCCCCCUGUUUACCUCUCCUUCUAAUUGCUCGUUCUCGGUUUCUCCCUUUCCCAUCUCUUUCUUCUUCUCUACCUCUAUGCCACUUUCUUCUUCUCUUUUUCCACUUCUGUUAAUCUUCACACCAUGCAUCAUAUAACAACACACCUCUUCUUUUCUCUCUCUCGCUAUGGCUCUCUCUCUUGCUCUUUCCUUUUUCUCGCUCUCUUUAUCCCUCACUCCUGCCAUAGUGACUCUAUCCUCCCCUCCCCACACUCCCUCUCUCUCCCCAGGCUUCUGUUGUGGUGGAUCCUGGCAAGCAGAAGGUGCCAGCAUCUGAGAAGAAGAAGCAAGAGAUGCGCAGAGAAAAGAAAUAGGGCUUCGCAAGCAGAGAGCUAGAACUCCAGGGUCAAAGACCUGGAGAAGGCAGGACAGACAGGAAGGACAGGGUUCUUAUGACCAUUGAGCUUGAGCUCAUCAAACAAGAGCAGACGGGGGGAGGAGAAGAGAAGCCCAAACAUAGCUCUGCUGCUCUUCUCUCCACCCUGUCCAAGCUCUCACACAAAAUCACUCUUGGUUGAGCGAGUGAAGGAUGCAAGAAGCGUGUGGAGGAGAGAAGGCCUUAAAGAGGAGGAAUUGGGAGGAUGAGUAGUCCCACAUCUGUAAAUUCAGUUUUAAGUUCAGAUCUGUGGUGUAGUUUCACAGUGUAUCUUAGGACUCACAGGAGCCAUUGAACGCACCCUGUGCCACUGAUUUUUUUUAUGACCCAAUGAAUAAACCCAUUCGCAUCAAAAAUUAAAAACCCAUAAACAUUACAGGGUGCUGCUUUAAAUAUUUAGGGCAAGAGCUAAAUGCUCUCACAACACUUUCUUUCUAUCACACACACACACACACACACACACACACACACACACACACAGUUCUGGGAUGGAAGAACAGUGACAACAUUAUUCUGCUAUCUCUCUAUCUAACACUGCCAUACUAUCUCUGUGGAUAAUGUGCAGUGUGAUGACCAUCUCACACCACACUGCAUGCAUGCAGAUAUACACUAAAAAUCAGAAUUUUUUGUCAGAUUUUUUUCUGCUGAUCCUGGAAAAGUCCCCUCCCCCCUGUUUUAUUCCUUUUCCACUCAUACUGUGCUGAUGUCAGAGCUGUUAUAAAAAAUAGCAAAACGUAUUAGGUAAUGGGCCACUUUAGCACUGGAGUCAAGCCAUUACGUAAUCUGAUGUGGAAGUUUCCUAGUAAAUGGUGUAAAAGUAAUUAUGAUUAGGAGGGUUUUACAAUUUGUACAUUUGGCUUUGAGAAUGCCUUUACCAAGUCACAUCCUCAUUUACAUAGCACAAAGAUAUUAUAAUAGACAACAAAAUAGGAGACAGAUAUUUUUUAAAUGAUUUUAGCUAUUUAUAGCUAUUAGCUUAGCUAUACUAAGUGUGUACUUGUUAAGUGGGAACUUUUUAAGAUCAAGUUAAAUUUUUAAAGUUGACAGUAAAAUAGUGCUUCCUCCUUAGAUUGAGUGAUUCAUGGUUGAGGUAUUUGAUUUUGCUAGUCAUUUACCAGUAAUCUUUUAAACCUUGUGCACCAUUCAUGUCUUUUUUUUUUUUUAAACCAGUUGCUCAUUAAGAAAUGGUGCUGGAAUCAAAUCUGUUUUACUGGUGGGGAAGCAGCAAUUUUGCACUAAAUCACAUGAAAUUAUUCAUAGCAGCAGCACUUUGUUGAGGGAAAAGGUCUGUUUUUGUCCUUUAUUGACUGCCUGGAAUCUCUGCUUUAACUAUUCCUUCUUUUUUUCUCUUCUCCCCUCCCUCUCUCUUUUUAUGCUCUUUUUGUCCUCUUCAUCUCUUUCACUUUCCUUCAUUUUAAACCCUUUUUUAUUUCUGAUUUCUCUCAUCUAUUGCAUAAUAUCAUAAUCAUUUGAUGCACUGGUGCUAUGGUAUCAUAUCCUGUUUUACUGUAGGCUGGUCCUUCAAAGUAGCCAUGCCUACCUUUUUUUAUAUUCAUUGCUUAAGGGCUAAAUAAAAAAAACAUAGGCCAAACCCACACACAAAAUGCACACAUAGAUACAUGAUUCAAUUCUAGAAAUCAAAAUCAGAGAAAAAAGUACUGUCAUCAAAGACUUACGCAUAACCAUCAAGUUUUUUUUAGAACACUUUACAAUCCAGAGCACUGUUCCUCACCAUGCAGGCUUGAGGCUAUUAGCGGGCCCUGGAGGGCAACCUCAGUGAAAUCCCCAACAUAGACUCUAAAAUAUCAUAAAAAUGUGUUUUGAUACACAUGUUGUGUUUUAUACAACUUCACUAAUUGGUGGAAAUACUAUGUUUCAGUAACAUGCUCAUAAAAUGCAUAAAGUGAAACUGCAUCAAGAUUACUUCUACCUAUCCUCCUUUUAAACUGAAUUAUUGCCCCCUGACUCCUAUUUUGGGUUGGUUUGUCCCUUUAGUUUAAUUUAGUGAAGAACACUGCUCUAGUACAACAUCCAUCUGCCGACAAACUUUAAAUCCAUGCAGCAUACAGCUGCUACACACAUUACUUAGGAAGGAGUGUGUGCUUGCAUGUGUGUGUUGCUCUGACUGUAGUGAUUGAAACCCUCAGAAUGAAGUUGAUACUGCUAGCAGAGUUUGUGCAUACAAAUAAAUAUGCACACACACACACACACACACACACACACACACAUACACACACACACACACGAGAGUGGGGAUUGCAACAGAGUCAUUGUAUAAAAAACACAAAAGACAAAAGUCAAACAGAAUCAGUCUAAUUAUUUGCCUCCCCACUCGCUCUCUCUCUCUCUCUCUCUCUCUCUCUCUCUCUUUCUCUCUCCCCUCUAUUUCAUAUUCAUACUAUUUUUCACUGACUCAGUCUUCUUUGACCUGAGGUGAGUGUUUCUUUUUUCCCCCUACCCCUCUACACAAAGCACACCAUUUCAAGCUACCAUGUUGUAUUUUCAUUGAUCUUCCUUCCAUAAAACCUCCAUUCUUCCACUCCUUAACUGUCCUUCAUCCAUCUCUCGCUCCUGUUGGUUUGAACAAUAUUCUGUUCGUUCCUGCCACCUCCUGCCCACACAAGGAAUUUCUUUUUUGGCCUUCUGAUGACACCAAAGCCAGAAUGCUAAUGUAGUUACCUAGCUCUCUGCUGACUGCGAAAGAUGAAUUUCUUUUCCCAUGUUUGUGUGCGUAUUUUUAGUGCAACAACAUGUGUAUAACCUGUCAAGAUGUUAAGAGAACAAAACAUUGAAGCAAAAAUGGAUUAUGUCUUACGUACCUAAUGCUAGUUAUGACAUGCUGUGCAAUAGUUUACUGGACCUGUGUGGGAAACAGAAAUGUAAUUUGUAUUUAAUUAUAUUUAUAUAUGCAUUUUUGACUGACAUGGUAGGAUUCAUUUAGCUUUUUUUUUCACAGUCUUGGUAUCCUAGGCUAUAGGAAGUAAUGCUGUGGAAACCAGCAAGACAGGAAGUCAUUAAGUUAGUGAUUGCAUGAAAUGUUAUAACCUGCAUAAAAUAUUUAUAAUCUGGAACAAACACUUGGGGGGAAUUCACAUUGGAGUGAAAUGUCAAGCCAAAGUCCACUGAACAUCACAAUCACACAAGAUAUGAUUCUCUUACCAAGUCUUCAUCCCUCAAAUGCACUAUGAGCUAUAGAUGGGCUUGGAUUUGAAACAUUGUGGGGAUUAAGCAUGUAAGACACCUGUAAGGUGCAUCUAGUAAGUGUAGGGUUACUUACACUCACACUUGAUUGAAAGUCCGAUGCUUUUUAUGCAUUUCUGAAUAAAUAUGGAACAGGUACCUGCUUCCCUGCAUUAAACCUGCAUUAAAAUAUGGAAUCAUUUCCAUGUUUUAUGUAUCAUGUAAUUGUAUAUGUAGUAGUGAGGACUUCUGAUAACAUUCCCUUUCCUCAAAUACAUUUUACAGUUUCUAAUCCUUUAUAUGUUUAAUUUAGUGCUAACCUCACUAGGCUAUUGGAGUUUUUUGUUAUGUAAAAUGUAUUGUAAAAAGGAAAUAAAGCUUGAUUUAAAAUCAGUCGUUUAAGAAACAAAUAAAUUUGGAGGUAAUAUCUGA
This is a messenger RNA of Ictalurus furcatus (blue catfish), 4964 nucleotides long. RefSeq names its product myelin protein zero (gene mpz). The transcript is spliced from 6 exons. Gene Ontology annotation, biological process: myelination. Bases 323 to 961 code for a protein of 212 amino acids. Gene Ontology annotation, cellular component: membrane. NCBI's taxonomy places the organism in Eukaryota, Metazoa, Chordata, Actinopteri, Siluriformes, Ictaluridae. The record is from RefSeq and is a predicted model, not a curated record.